Molecule: messenger RNA, 8992 nt
Organism: Bicyclus anynana (squinting bush brown)
Lineage: Eukaryota; Metazoa; Arthropoda; Insecta; Lepidoptera; Nymphalidae
Gene: Apaf-1
Product: apoptotic protease-activating factor 1
Exons: 20
Coding region: 188-5095 (1635 amino acids)
Biological process (GO): regulation of apoptotic process
Molecular function (GO): protein binding; ADP binding
Source: RefSeq, a predicted model, not a curated record
GUUGCAACAUGUGUGAUUCGUGAAUGCAUUGUCAUUUGUCUGUCAUACAAAACAAACGGAACAAGUGGAAAGCGUACAGUGUUUGUGUGCUUUGUUAUUUAAUAAUUUGGUGCUAAAGUGAUUUAGGAGAUAAUUUAUGAGUAAAAAUGCUGUAAUAAAGUGAUUAGAUGUGCGUCAGCCCGCGGCCAUGGACAGCAGGAACCGGAUGCUGCUGCAGCACCACCAGCAGGACAUCGUCAGGGAUCUAGACGUCAAGUACAUCCUCGACGAGCUGUUCACCAACAAUGCCAUAUCGAACGAGGUCUUCGAUCAUAUCUACAACUUGACAGAUCGCGUGGAUCGUACAAGGUAUCUCCUCGAUACAUUGCUGCAGAGCGGCAACAACUGCGCUUUCAAUGCGUUCGUGGACAGUCUGGCGAAAGACUACAAGUGGCUGUGGGAGAAGUUGGCGGUGGAGAACAAUAAAGACAUGAUUGAAGACAGUUUUGAGGACAACCUCAGUAGAGGAGACGUGCCUCGGCUGCCGGACCAUUUUGUUAGAAGGUUGUCUUUGGAGCGAGAUGUGCUAGUAAAACUAAAGUCGAUGAAUCGCCACCAAAUCCUAGUCCUCCACGGCAUGUCCGGCUGCGGCAAGACGGCCCUGACCAUCAGUGUCCUGCGCAGCAACCCCUUGCUCAUCACGUCAGACUUCACCGGGGUCAUGUUCUGGCUCAACUGCAGCGACUGUAAGACUGAGGACGACAUUAUUGCACAACAGAAUAAAUUAUACCGCAAAGCGUCAUCCCUAUCCCUGCACAUUUCACACAUGAAGCCAACCAUAUCAAUGUCCAGUAUUUGCUCAAACGGCGACUCGCUCUCAAGCUACGACCUGUCCAGCCAGGAGUUGAGAGACAGGCUCAAGACGCUGUUCUCUGAGCCACAGCUCAAAGAUGCACUGCUUGUGCUGGAUGAGCUGAAUGAGAAGAAAUGCCUGGAGGCAUUUGAUAUUGGCUGCCGGAUAUUGGUCACAACCAGGGAUACUGAUGUCGUUUCUAAUUUCAAUCCGCAAAUUGUUAAGGUAGAAAACCAUUUCUCUGAAGAGGAAUCCCUCGCUCUAUUCGCGUCGUGUCUAGACGUCGACGUGUCUCAUUUGCCCAGACAAGCGAAGAGAUUGCACGAGAUAUGCAAAGGCAGCCCCUUCCAUAUAGCGCUGAUCGGUGCUGAGUUGGCUGAGAACAAGGAGAAACUGAUCCAUGGGACUCGACACUGGAAUUAUUAUUUGAGCAAACUGGAGAAGAAGGAUUUGUUUUUUUUAACUCGGCACAAUGACAACCCAAUGAAAACAAUAGAAGUAUGCAUCAACUCGUUAAAACCGGACAUCCUGCCACUAUUCAAGAUGCUGUGCGUACUACCAGACAAUGUGAAAGUCUCAGCCAGAGUUUUAAGCAAAUUAUGGGACAAAGAUGUCCCAAAUGUGGAAAUCAUAAUGAAACAACUACGAACAAAAUCACUCAUAACACAAAUAUAUGACCAAGAAAAACAAAGUUAUUUAUAUGAAAUACACGAUAUAAUUAUGAAUUAUUUAAGAUCUUGUCCCAAUGAAGGAGAAAUGAAGAAGUUGCAUUCAGAUUUUUUGAAAAGUUACAAUUAUAAUGAUGUUAAUGACGUCCCAGUGCAAUUUGUCGAUGAUGAUUAUAUAGCGUUUUAUAUUGGUUAUCAUUUGGUGAGGACGAAGAAUUUGAACAAUAAAUGGAGUUUGUUCAACAGACUGUAUUUGGAUCUCAAGUUUUUGGGCAACAAAGUUAGGCUCACUGGGCCCGCUGACGUUAUAUACGAUUUACAGAAAUAUGAAAACCAUAUAGCUAAUGAUGAACUAGACAAGACCCUAAUAUUCAGCAUCAGAGAGUUCCUCAGUAGGUGUGGCAUAGAUCUGCACAGGUACCCUUGCACCGACCUGGUGCAGAGCAUCCUGCAGAACGAGUCCAAAGGGAUCCUCUAUACCAAAGCGUGGCAAGAUGCUAAGGAGAGGAGCACCAAGAAUGAACUGUAUUUUGAAUUUUUACAUGAACAGAAUGUGGAAGAGGUCAAGCACUCCACCAUUGAUGUCAAAGAAACUAUCACAGCAGUGUGUUUCCUCGGUGACUAUGUGCUCAUCGGGACUUUAACUGGCGUUAUCAUGUUCUUCCACAUAGCGACAAACAAGUUGAGGAAACAGAUCCAAAGCACGGACUCCGCUAUCACUUGGCUCGGAGUGUGUCCCGCCAACCCGCCGUUCGUGGCGUCACUGUCCGCGGACGGGUUCAUCAAACUGUGGUACAUCGAUGACGUGGAGCAGGACGUGGUCGAUGACGUCAUUGAGGAAGGUACGUGUAACAGUAGUAGUAGAGAUGUUUGUGCUAUCAAUUACCUCGGAGUGUGUCCCGCCAACCCGCCGUUCGUGGCGUCACUGUCCGCGGACGGGUUCAUCAAACUGUGGUACAUCGAUGACGUGGAGCAGGACGUGGUCGAUGACGUCAUUGAGGAAGGUACGUGUAACAGUAGUAGUAGAGAUGUUUGUGCUAUCAAUUACCUCGGAGUGUGUCCCGCCAACCCGCCGUUCGUGGCGUCACUGUCCGCGGACGGGUUCAUCAAACUGUGGUACAUCGAUGACGUGGAGCAGGACGUGGUCGAUGACGUCAUUGAGGAAGAAACAGAAGAAUCAUACAACAAUAACUACCCGAGCAGUGUGACCAUACGACCUAACCUGGGACCAUUCAUAAGUUGCCGAUGGGCUAAUAACGAGGAAACUCUUAUAACAAACACAUUCAAAAUGAUCAUCUUAUACGAUACAUCAGGCAAAGUCUUACAUCUUUUAGACAAUUUGUACAGAGAUAAGGAGAUACUGAGAUGCAUUCCGUGCAAUAAUGAUAAUAGAGUCAUAGUAUCGACUACAAAUGGUCAUCAUACUUUGGAACUGGUCGAUUUGAAGACCAAAGAACGGCAGGUGUUCAAAGAGAAUGAGACAAUCUUGGAUUUGGCUACAAUACCUGAUAGCAACAGGAUCCUAGGCCUCAAACAGAGGGAGGUCACAGAAUACGAGUUCCAAAUGUCGCGUAGAUUCCAUCAACACAGCAACAGUUGUCAAAGCAAGACUGUGGUGACCAGUGACAUGGUCAAAGAGAAUGUGUCCUUUAUAUCGAUGGCCGUCAAUAAGUCUGGCACGCUGCUUUUUGUUUCCACGGACGACAGUCGCGUUAUAUGUGUCGAUUUGAAGACCAAUUCGUAUGUUUUCGAAUUGGAAAACAAGAGAGGGAACGUAGUGUCAAUGGCAGUGAGCGUAGUGUGGGACGACUUCGAGCCCGGCGCGGACGUGCUGCUCACCGGCACCGGCUGCGUGGAGAACACUGCCAAGGUGUGGUACUUGGAUGCUGCCUACAUCUCGCACAACACACAGAAAAAUGGCAAAGUCCGCUUAACAACAAAGUUCGACGCCAGCUUCAUCAACAUUCUGUCGCCGCACACUCCCAACGCGCCGCCGCCGCCCAACGCACACAGCACUAACAGCACUCCGAAGAGGCACCAGUCGUUCGUCAGCUCGUCAACCAACGAGGUCGUCAAACGCACCGUCGCAACCACCAUGAGUCUGGACAGACAUGCACUAAAACCUUUGAACUUGAAGGGCAUAUGCAAUGGGAACAACGAAGGAGUCACUCAGCCUUUGUUGGCGGUUGUCGAUGAUAAAAACAAUAUACAGAUAAUGCGCGGAGGGAAAUUAGUAUCGGAGAUAUCAACACACUCAGACGAGCAAAUAACAGCCGUCAAAAUAUCGCCAUGCAACCAAUACGUCAUAUUCGGCCUACACUCGGGCAUAGUGAGGAGAUACACCAUCCGCACCAAAGCGACCAAAGACAUCAUGGACGUGUACAGCGCAGUGCAGUACAUGAGCUUUGUGAGCCCCAACCUGUUGAUAGUCGCGGGCAGAAGCAGGUGUUUGAUGGCGUAUAGGGCGACGCAUAGUGGUGACUGGAAACCGGAGAUGCUGCAGCGGGGCAACACUAAUCUGGGGUCACAAGAAAUUUUGAAUGACAUAAAAGGAAUAUCAAGCAAGUCAAACCAUUCAGACAGGAUAUCCAGCUCGGGAAGCGAUUCCAGCAUCACUUCUAGGGACCGCCAUUUUUCGAAUGGAGAAAAAAAAGUGAUUUGCAACGCUAGCUCAUUGGUCAACUGUUACUGGAUACAAGACGUUGGCCUGAUAACCAUAGAGUCGAACGCGUCUAUAAAGCUAUGGGAUGAGAAUUUGAAAUUGUCAAGCGUUCUUAACUAUAGUCAAGUAGAUGUCUGCAUUUCCUGUUCUGAUUUCAAAAAAAAUAUCCUCGUUAUAUGUGACAUGGCAAAUUUAUCUUUUCAGACUUUCGAGCUCAAUACGCAUGACAUGGUGGAACUGCGCACGAUCCAGGAAUACAAGCUCAACAACAGGAUAUACUCGUGCGCGCUCACCGCCGACGGGAACAUACUCGCUAUGGGGCUCAACUCGGGCGACGUUGUGGUAUGGAACGUCCCAAACAAACGUCAGCUGAAACUGCUCAAACACCACAAGACGAAAGUGCAGUACUGUUCGUUCUCGCCUACACCGGAUCGGCUGUACCGCUCGUCGAUGCACUCGCCGUCGGCUGCAACGCUGAGCCCGCCGAGCUUCGACGACGAGUCGCAGCCGCCGCUCGUGCUCGUCACCAUGGCGACGGAGGUGGUGUGGUGGAACGUCACCUACGUCAUACGCACGAGGAACGUCAAAGGGAUGUGGAAUAAACCAGGUGGGUGGAAUGUGGUGACUCCAGUCACCAGUCCCAUCGACCCGAGGAACGACACUCCCACCAACAAGUCCAGCUCAGACUCAAACAAGACUGCCAACUUCUUCUUUGGAGACAAUGGACUCGACCCCAAACAGAUGUGGAAGGCCAAUUGGAAGAAAAAGACUUACAAAGAAGGUUCUAAACGCAAGGAGAUCUUAUCCUGUAUAAAACUGUCCGGUAUGAGCGCCAAACAAAUAUGCCACGACGAGAACUUCUCACACUUCGUGACAGUUGACAACGCUGGGCAUGUCCACAUAAUGAACCUAUUGAACAACUGCAAUACGUAGCACAUAUUUUAACUAUUAUUUCAAACUAAGAUUUGAAUUAGAAAACACCUUCACCCAUCUGUUUAUUGGAUGAGAAGAGUUCUUCACCCAUCUGUUUAUUGGAUGAGAAGAGUUCUUCACCCAUCUGUUUGUUGUAUGAAAAGAGUUCUUCACCCCAUCUAUUUAUUGGAUGAAAAAAGUUCUUCACCCAUCUGUUUGUUGUAUGAAAAGAGUUCUUCACCCAUCUAUUUAUUGUAUGAAAAGAGUUCUUCACCCAUCUGUUUAUUGGAUGAAAAGAGUUCUUCACCUAUCUGUUUAUUGGAUGAAAAGAGUUCUUCAUCCAUCUGUUUAUUGGAUGAAGAGAGUUCCUCAACCAUCUGUUUAUUGGAUGAAAAGAGUUCUUCAUCCAUCUGUUUAUUGUAUGAAAAGAGUUCUUCACCCAUCUGUUUAUUGGAUGAAAAGAAUUUUAUAUUCAAACUAACAGAUGCCACGGUUUGCGGCACGUUAAAAAAAGAGUCACAAAAAAUUUAUUAAUUAAUGGUACUUUUAAAAACUAAAGCCAUAGUUUUCUGGCCAAUCCUUGAGUGUUCUAAGUACUUUUCAGUGGUCAUAUAUAUAUUUUUAUUUUUUCUGAAAAUCUGGCCAAACUAUUAUAAACCACAAUUAGCUGUUGAUAUUAUUGAUACUUUAGAGAAGAGAGAAUUUUAACCACUUGAUAUAUAUAUGUUUUAACUAACUUUUUUCUAAUAAACAGAUGGUGGUAUAUUUGGAUCAUGUACCAAUACUAAUAUUAGUUGGACCUCCCGCGGUUUUGCCCACGUAGUUCUCGUUCCUAUGGGAAUACGGAUAUAAGUUGUAGCCUAUAUUAUUUGCCUAUAAUGUAUCUUUCCAGUGGAGAUAAAAAAAAUCGGUUUAAUGGUUUAAGCAUCAAAACGUAUUAAACAAACUCAUGUCAGUUAAGGUUAUAAAGCAGGAAAGUUUGUAUGGUAGCCAAGAUUAACAAUAAUAACGUUAGGCUUUAAACAUGCGAGUAAAACCGCGGUGUACAGCUAGUAAAAUAUAUAAUUGUAUAAUUAAGUUGAAAAUAUUUUUUUUGAAAAUGUUGUGAAUACUGAAAAAUUGUAAUCGAUUUUCUCAACGAAAUUAUCAUUUACAUAAAUUGCAUAAUAGGUUUAUUUAAGUUUAAUUAAUUCGUUUAUGGAAUAGUGAAAUAAUCUCGGAAUUACUAUAUAUUACCAGUCUGGGGUUGCCAAUAGAAUAAGUAUAAAGAACUUGACUGAUUUUGAUCUUAUCACAUUAAUAUGAGAAUUUUUAGAAAGUGGCAACCCUUAGUGAUAAAAUUCGAGUGAAAUAAUAUAGAAUAGGAAAUGUACUAAUGGAAUUGAGAUUAAAGUUUGGAAAAUCAUUAUAUUUUUCUAAAAUAAUUAUAGUGAAAUAGCGUGUUGUAAAUUGCAUUUAAAUAAAUACGUAAUUUAGGACAAAAAUGAUCAAUUAUUAUACUUAUCAAAGUAGUUAAUAAUUUAUAUCAAUAACAAUAAUAAUUAUUUUAAUGAAAACCUUGAGAUUUAUAAAUAAGUACUAAACGCUCUCUGUAGGAGUGAUAUUUUUAUUAUGUACAUACAAAUCCCGUGAUCUUAAUAACUAUUUUAGAACAAUUUUAGUCCACUUUUUAGUGAAAUACUGCCAUUUUAUAAUAGAAAAAGUUGUUUUUUUUAUAUGCUUAUUAUCACUUUUAGCAAUGACAGCACUUAUUUAAUUAUCGUUUUUUUUUUAUUUUAAAUUUAAAAAAAUGUUACAACAACGAAUAUAAAUAUUUAAUAAAGAGCGUGUACAACAAGGGUUUCCUGUAAUGUCGAGAAAACUCAUUUAAAAAAAUCGUUUCGCUUUUAAACCGUCCACAGUUUAUUAAAUUAUGGCAUAAACAAUUUUAUUUCUUUGUAUCGAAAUUUUAUUUUAUAAUAUCUACAUUGAAAUACGAUUCUAAACAGAAAUAUUCAAAUAAUCUGUUCAAUUUCUAAGUAAAUUUAAUAACUAAAUAUUACUACUACCAUAAAAAAAUCAAAUAUUGUUCCCAUCUCAAAAGUGGCUUAAUUUCAUUUUUGCAGUUUUCAAUGGCCAUGUGUUAUGGCCAACUUGGUUGUACGCGAACUUUAAAAUCGCUUUUAUGUCAAAAUUCCGUCUUCUGUAUACAUUUAGUCGGUUAAUAGGGGAAAUCUGGUAUACAUGUGCACUUCAUAUUAUUUACCAAGAUUUUAUAAUAUUCGAUAUGUCAUUAGCGCGACGAACCUGAGGCGAACUAAAGUGGCUAAUUGUCUUAAUGUCAUUUAGUCACAUAGUAAACAACGAAAGUUAUUUCGACAAAUAAUACCUAAUUAUUGUCUACAUUGUCGAGGUAUGUGUUCAGGAAGUGACAAAACUAAAAAAUACAUGAAAAUAUAAUGUGUACAACACAAACAUUGUGCAUUUGUACGCUCGGUGGAGUAGUUAAAUUCGGAUCACUUUUAUUUUUUGCGGUGAUUUGUAGGCACGUAACAUGUCUAAUACUAUAAAAUAUUUGUUAUUUACCAUAUUUAUCAAUGAGUUCUUGUAUAAUACAUUGCACUUUGUCUUUUGGUAAACUUAAUUCCCCUAUUUUUAUUAUUAAAUAAGAAUUAAGAAUUAUGAAUAUAUGUAUUUACAUAAAGGUACGACAAUUUUUAAUGGACAUGUAUUAUAAGCGUAAUGGUAAACGCACAAUUUUAAUUAGAAAGUAGUAAACAUAUUAAACAUCGACUUCUAAUUUGUAAGCGUUUUAUCAUUUUUACGUAAUAUGAACUUUAGAUUCGUCUCCCACCAAUAUGCCUUUAUUUUAUUGAUUAAUUAUUAUUGUACAUUAAGUAUAAUACGUGGAUAUUUUCUAUAUAGUGGCACUUCUCAUUUAGCUUUUUUAUGAACACCAGUCAUCAUGAAAUAUGAGUAUAUUUACAAAAUUGAGGGCUCAAAUUUACAAUAUAUAUAUUUUUAAACUUUGCUUAACAGUGAUCUCAUCUGAAGAUAAGUGAUGAUGUAAACUAAUGUUGAAUUGUGCUAAUCUGGAAUAAUUUAUACAUUUUCUUACUGGAUUCUACGGCGUUAUACCGUAGCAUUAAAUAGAUUGGCGGUACUGUGUUUGUAGAUCAGACUUAACCAGUGUUAAUUUCGAAAUUACAAGUUGCUCGCAACUGCUGCUUUGUUAAAAAAAAGUAUUACGUCGUUUUGUUUAUUUUAUGAGUUGUGCCAUUUUGGUCAUGAAUUGUAAAUAGUAAUGUAUAAAAUGAGAUUUUUAUAUGUAUUUCAUGUAUCAAACUAUUUGUAAUGGUGCUAUUGAUGUCGGAUUUGAAUUUUUAAGUUAUAACCUAGUAUUUGUAAGUUUAGGGCAUGAAGUUAUUUCAUAUAACAAUAGAAUAGACAUUCCAGGCUGCAGUUAGAAUUAAACCAAAAAGUUACAACUUGAUUAAUUUCAUUGCUCCAAGGUUUUGAUUCUAUUGUUAAGUGAAACAAAUUGUAGGAAAAUGAUUUUAAAGUAUUCUAAAAUUUAAUAAUGUAAUUAAGUAUAAGAAAUUCUGAAAUGCUCAAUGUUUAAUGCAUUUUUAUCUGUUCCUAAUGUGCUACAAAUUCUUUUUUUUUUAAUAUGACAACACAGAUGUUUUUAUUUUUCAAGUAAUGUUCAUUUUAUUUUUUAUAAGAUUAAUAAUUAUCAUUAUGACUUGUAUCAUAUCUUCCGAAAAUAGAACAAAUAAAAACUUUAUAUAAUGAUUUAUAUGGUGUAUGAAUGAUUUAUUAUGGUGAUUUAUAUGAUGUAACUAUUCACGCAAUAUUAAUUAAAAUGUUAGAUAUUUUAGAUGGAACAUUAUUUUGUAAACAUCUCUUUACAUUCUUAAAUAAAAGCAUUUUUUCUGA